Molecule: messenger RNA, 3035 nt
Organism: Danaus plexippus (monarch butterfly)
Lineage: Eukaryota; Metazoa; Arthropoda; Insecta; Lepidoptera; Nymphalidae
Product: polynucleotide 5'-hydroxyl-kinase NOL9
Exons: 5
Coding region: 153-2888 (911 amino acids)
Biological process (GO): cleavage in ITS2 between 5.8S rRNA and LSU-rRNA of tricistronic rRNA transcript (SSU-rRNA, 5.8S rRNA, LSU-rRNA)
Cellular component (GO): nucleus
Molecular function (GO): polynucleotide 5'-hydroxyl-kinase activity
Source: RefSeq, a predicted model, not a curated record
AGUCAAAAACGCGUGUAUUUCAAAUAAUCCGAAAUCUUAAUGAUUAAAAUAUCAUUUCUGAAUACGAAUUGCCUAAAUAAUAUUAAUAAAUGUGUAAAGUAGGUUUGGAGUAAAACGACAGACACCAAUUUAUAUAAUUAAAAUAUUUUGAUAUGGAAUUUUUCGAAAAAGCACACGUUGCCUGCAGCAAUGCAACAUCUUUAAAUAAUAAGUCAAAAAAAAAUGUUAAGAAACAACUGAAACAAAUGUUACAUGGCUAUAAACAAAGUGAUAUUCAUCUUAUAAAGUCAUCGGCUCUCGACAAAACAGAGUAUGAUAGUAAUUCUACAUCAGUUAGUGGAUAUUCAGACUUAAAUCUGACCGAUUCUGGCGACGAUGAACAUUCAACUCGGAAGGAGUUGGUAGAGAGUGUAACAGUAGACGAAAAUGAUUCCUUGGAUAGAAGUGCCAGUAAUACUAUACAUAAAGUUACUUCAUAUAAGUCUUCUGAAAUUAGUGCUAGCAAGGAUAAAAAUUCUAUUACUGAAGAAUCCGAUGAUGUCUUUUCACUAGUAGACAGUGAGGCAUCUAAUGCAAAUAGUCUGAUUAAGUCAGAAAGUGAAUCAAACAGUUCAGAACCAUUUGACCCAGAUGGUUUGCUGGCUGCAAAAAUUAUUCAAAGACUUCAAAUCAACAAUGAAAAGAAAAAAAACCUCAAAAGAAAACAUGAUAUUGAAUCUAAGAAGCAUAAAGUCUCAAAAGUCAUUGAAAGUAAAAGUAAAUCUGUAAAAGGUCCCGUCAUUCCAUCAGUAUCUGAAGAAGUUCAACAAUUCUCCGAUGACGACUCAUCUGUCUGUGCCAUAGCUGUGGAAAAAGAUUCCUCUGAAUUUUCUCCUCCAUAUGUUUCUAUUUCAGCCGUUGAUGUACCACUUCUAAGUUUCACAGAUGUUUUAGGAGAUUACAAACAUACAACUAUAAAAAACAUACCAUCCCAACAAAAAUCUGUAACCGCGGAUGAGUAUUCAAAUUUUAUUAUAGAUAAAUCUUUGAGCGUUGACGCUAAAGUUGAGACAGAUAUUGGAAGUUUGACUCCUGAACCUUCAUCGGAUAACGAGAUUGGUGAAAUAGAGGAAAUAAUCAAUCUUGACUCAACAACAGAAACGAUAGAAACGGAUACUCCUAUACCAACUAAUGUACCUUUUGAUGAUACCAUGCAAUCGGAACCAUUGAGCGAUAAAGAAUCUUCAACGGACGAGGAUUACUACAAGGUUAUAGAUACAUUCAAAAUAUAUUAUGGCAACAAAUGCUGCAUCAUCAUAUUGAAACAUCCAACAGAAUUGUUUGUUCAAGGAAAAGUUGCAAUAAAAGUUUUAGACGGCUCAAUUGAUAUAUUCGGUUACACCCCAAAGGACGAUACUUGUAAAUUAUACGCUCCCUUUUACAGCUACGCUCACAGUAUAAAAACUACCGAAGAACCCAAUGAUUACUAUGGGUUGUUCGGGAAAUUAACUGAAGCCGGUCUCUCGGUCGCAGAGGCUGAAGAAAUAGUGAUUACUAUUGGGGAACACGAUGGAGUCGUACUUUUAAAGCCGCUUGUGAACCAGUGUUUAGAUUUUGUAGAAAAUAAUUUUAAAAUAACAAACUUGUUUGUAAGAUCUGUGAAAAACAUUGAACCCUUCUUUACAAAAGCAACUGAUAUUUUAAAUUGUUCUCUAUUCUCAAUAAGGCCGGCUAGAUGCUUCAAAGUCCAUCCCAGUUGGAAAGAGGCACUUAAAUAUUCUCAGGAAAAACAUAGCCGUGGAAUUAUUUGUGGCGGCAAAGGUGCUGGAAAAUCUACAUAUUUGAGAUACCAAGUAAAUAAAUUAAUCUCUCAAGGACCAGUUUUAGUUGUGGAUCUUGACCCUGGGCAGUCCGAGUUCACAGUGGCCGGUGGUAUAUCAGCUACUACCGUGUCCGAACCACUAUUAGGGCCAAGUUUCACACAUCUAAAGAAGCCAGACAUAAUGUUUAAUAUCGGCAUGAUAAACACAAUGGACAAUGCGAGGCGUUAUGUUGCAGCACUGCAGCAAUUGUUAUCACACUGCCGCAAUCACAAACCGUACUCCGAAAUGCCGUGGAUAGUCAACACAAUGGGGAUGACAAACUUCCUAGGGCUCAAGUUCAUAACACUUAUCGUAAUAUUAACGCAGCCAACGUAUCUUCUGCAAUACGAAUCCAAGAAUUCUAAACGAAGAUUUGAAAGCUUCUUAAGACCUUCCAACGUAAAACUUGUAUUCCAAGAUAAUGAAAGCGAUCCCUUGUUCAGCAACAUCACCUUCCCGGAGCAGUUGAAUUAUAAGUUUGUAGUGGCAGACGAGGCGGAUAGCUUCUUGAAAAAUGGCUACUCUUUAUCACCUAGAGACGAGAGAUACCUAAAUUUCUUGGCCUAUUUUGGUCAAUUACUAACUGUCCACAAAGUAAAGAGUUUGCUUGAAAUAACGCCUUAUCAGGUGAACUUGAAAGAUAUCAACGUCGCUACCAAUGUGAUCGUAAUGAAAGAACGUAUUACAAAAGUUAUCAAUGGACAAAUCGUGGCACUGUGUCAGCUGUUGAGACAAUGCGACAAUAGAGUUUUUACAUUAGACGAUAAACCAUUCGUAUGUUAUGGAUACGGUAUUGUCCGAGGAGUUGAUUGGGAUAAGGAGGUUCUAUAUAUAAUUACACCAUUGGAAGGCGAUUUCUUAGCAUGUGUGGAUACUUUGGUGUAUGCAGACUGGAGUCCCGAGUUAGUGGGGCUAGAGACAUGUCUACCGAGUGGCACAAGCAUCCCCUACCGCACCUACACAAGAAACAAGCAUAUACAGCUCAUGUCCACACCAAAGAGGAGAUUCAAUCCACUUCAGCUUAUAAAGAUGACAAGGAAUGCCUAAAUUGAAAGCUCCAUUGAUUAGUUAAUAAAUUUGUAAUUGGAAUAGAUCCAAAAUAUCUUAAAUUAUAAAAGGAAGUCUAAUUAUGUUAAUUCAUGUAUAUUUGAAAGAUAAUUUUGUACUUACAAUACUAAUAAAACAUAACAUAGA